AUCUCUACCUUCGCUGGCCUUCUUCUUUGCAACAGUUCAUCUUCAAUCCUGCUUAAGAAAUGGCGGUACGUCUCAGUCUCACUCCACGCUACCCACUUCUCCCCACUACUUAUCCAAUUCCACCCAGAGCUACUCAAUUCCGCAGAUUUGCAGUUCAGAAUUCCGUCUCCGGCUCCGAUGAAUCGCGCAAGGUACCAUGCUUCCACUCAUUAUCUACCAUUUCUAGUUCGCGUCUGCCUCACAUUGCCUGUCGAGAGAGACCUAUUUUCCCUGAGAAUGCGAUGCUCGUGUUGGAAGUGAAGGAGAAACUCGAAAGAGAACAUUCUAGUCUUCCUCUUGGUCGGAAUGGACGGGACGAUGAAGAGAUGAUCCUCUGGUUUCUGAAGGAUCGAAAGUAUUCUGUUGAAGAUGCGGUUGCAAAAUUAACGAAAGCAAUUAACUGGCGUCAGGAAUUUGGAGUAGAUGAACUGACUGAAAAUUCAGUAAAGGGAAUGGCUGAAACUGGGAAGGCAUUCAUCCAUGAGUUUCUUGAUGUCAAUCUCCGGCCGGUACUCAUAGUUGUGGCUUCCAAGCAUUUACCUGCGGUCCAUGAUCCUGUUGAGGACGAGAAACUGUGUGUGUUCUAUGUAGAGAAGGCACUGAGCAAGCUUCCACCUGGAAAAGAAGAAAUACUUGGAAUAAUUGAUCUGCGAGGAUUUAGUAUUGAGAAUGCAGAUCUGAAGUUCUUGACAUUUUUGUUUGAUGUGUUCUACUCCUACUAUCCGAAACGGCUAGGUCAAGUCCUCUUUGUGGAAGCUCCAUCUGUGUUCAGACCACUAUGGCAACUUACCAAGCCAUUAUUAAAAUCAUAUGCCUCUCUGGCGAGAUUUUGUUCCGUAGAUACAGUCAGAAAGGAAUACUUCACUGAAGCUACACUGCCUGCCAUCUUUAGAAACUGAGGAAUUUUGUCACUCUCGACAAACAGGUCCGAAUUAGGUCCUCUGCUUGCUGCUUCUGCAAUAUGGUGGGGACGGUCUGCUGAAGCAAAUAUUUCAUACGAAUGAAUUUCUCCCCCUCAAGUUCUAUGUUCUGAUUCGAUACAUGACGGGGAAUUCAGAGAUUUUCAAGUAUGGGUUCAAAACUGGAGUAUGGAGGUAAGCGAUCCCACCUAAAGGAAGUUCAAACACGUAAAUUUUUAUUCUUGUAUCAUGUUAAAUUGUCACCAAGUGUACUUGAUUUUUUUGAAAAUAAUCACAUUUGCGUGCUCCCUCUAAUUAUCUAGAUUUGU
Messenger RNA from Cucurbita moschata (crookneck pumpkin), 1267 nucleotides. Its product is annotated as CRAL-TRIO domain-containing protein C3H8.02-like. Lineage: Eukaryota; Viridiplantae; Streptophyta; Magnoliopsida; Cucurbitales; Cucurbitaceae. The coding region runs from base 60 to 938 and encodes 292 amino acids. The transcript has 7 exons. The record is from RefSeq and is a predicted model, not a curated record.